This is a messenger RNA of Arachis duranensis, 1692 nucleotides long. RefSeq names its product TMV resistance protein N. Gene Ontology annotation, molecular function: ADP binding. The record is from RefSeq and is a predicted model, not a curated record. Gene Ontology annotation, biological process: defense response; signal transduction. Bases 1 to 1692 code for a protein of 563 amino acids. The transcript has 4 exons. Lineage: Eukaryota; Viridiplantae; Streptophyta; Magnoliopsida; Fabales; Fabaceae.
AUGUUUGUUGAUGAAGCAGAUACUUGUGUGAUCUUCGAUAAUUUUUGCAAGGAAGAGGAUAUGGCUGCGCAUACUUCUUCUGAGAUUAUUAAGUAUGAUGUCUUCCUCAGCUUCAGAGGCACAGACACUCGCCGUGGUUUUCUCAGCCAUCUGCGCAAGGCUUUAGAGGACAAGCACAUCAAGACAUACGUGGAUUACAUGCUCAGAGAAGGAACUGAAAUAUUGCACUCACUCCUUGCAGCCAUUGAACAAUCAGAAAUUGCUUUGAUCAUAUUCUGCCAGGAUUAUGCAUCUUCCCAAUGGUGUUUGGAAGAACUAGCCAAAAUAUUGGAAUGCAGGAAACAAAAUGGUCAAAUUAUAAUACCUAUUUUCCAUAAUGUAGACCCAUCAUGGGUGCGCCGCCAAAAGGAAAGUUAUCACCAUGCGCUUGCUAAUCAUGAGGUGAGGUUUGCAGAUAGGGUGCAAAUCUGGAGAGAUGCUCUCAAGGAAGCUGCCAACUUGUCUGGAUUCCAUUCACCGUCAUCAAGCUUCAGGAACGAUGCUGACCUUGUUGAUGAAAUUGUCAAACGUGUCUUACAAAGGUUAAACCAAUCACCCCAAGGUGAUUUGCAGGGUCUUGUUGGAAUUCAUGGACCAAUUGAAAAGCUAGUAUCGUUGUGCAUGGAAUCUGAAGCUGUUAUUGUUGGCCUUUGGGGCAUGGGCGGCAUUGGUAAGACAACUCUUGCGACUGCAGUUUUCAAUAGAUUGUGUGAUGGAUUUGAAGGAUUUUGCUUUUUGAACAAUGUAAGAGAAAGAGCUGAGAAAUAUGGUAUAGAUCAUUUGAAGACAGAACUUCUUUCCAAACUGCUAAAGGAAGAAGAUGCAAGUCCCUUUGUCAUGCCUGGUGGGAUAACUAAUUUUGCCAAGAAAGGACUUAGUCGAACAAAGGUUCUUGUUGUUCUUGAUGAUGUCAAUGAUUCAGAUCAAAUGGAAGAUUUAUGUGGAGGACAUACAUGGUUUGAGGCAAGUAGCAGAAUCAUAGUGACAACAAGAGAUAAGUAUGUUCUUGCUACAGCUGAUGCAUAUCAUAUACAUGAAGUUAAGACAUUGAAUCCUGAUGAAUCUCUUCGGCUUUUCAACUUGAAUGCCUUUAAGCAAAACUGCGAAACUCAAGCUAUUCAAAGUAUCACUUUAAACAUGUAUGAAAUUGAUACGAUAAAGUUGCACCCUGAGACAUUUGAAAGAAUGCCAGAACUGAAGCUUGUUAGAUUUCAUGCACCCGAUUUCAGAAGAAAGUUGUGUGCUCCAGAAGAUAUUACAUCCCUGCCAAAGAAGUUGAGCUACUUUCAUUGGGAUGAGUUUCCUUUGAAAUCUUUGCCGUCUUCUUUUGGUGUUGAGAGAAUUGUUGAAAUCAUAAUGCCCGAUAGUGGAUUCAAACGCUUUGGGAAGAAUCUUGUAAGUCUAAGGAAAGUGGAUCUAGAUGGUUCGUCAAGCCUAAUGGAGCUCCCAGAUUUAUCAAAAGCUUCAAAUCUUAGAGAAGUGAGUAUCUCUGGUUGCAAGAGUCUACGUCAAGUUCCUCCAUCUGCUGUGUGUUCCCAGAAGCUGAAAUACCUGAAAGUGAGCAACUGUGAGAGCCUUGAAAGGAAGAAUUUUCUUUCUGCCCCCACUCCCCACAACACCCACUUCUCCGUUUUUGUGCAGACGAGGGAUUAG